UCCUUGCUGAUUGGCUAGCUGAGGGUUGGCGUGUUGCGGCCGCUGGGGACUUCUCAGCGGCCGCUCCGGCCCCUGUCGCGUGCUUUAGCCUCACUUUCUUGGCUGGGAGCAUUCUUUGGUGCUGGCCACGACAUGUGGCGCCUGACGGGACUCCUGGGCCGAGCUCUUCCCCGCCUACUGGGACCUGGUUUCCGGGGGGUGACACCCAAACCUCCCAGUCCUGAUGGGCCUCGGACAACCUCUUCUACCCUACUGGUCCCUGGACCCAGUUUUGACAGGUCAGGCCCACAUGGCCCAAGGAGCAACAGGAAGCCAAAGUGCCAUGGAUGGAAGGAUGCCUUCCAUUGGAUGUCUGCUCGUGUCUCCCCAAACACCCUAUGGGAUGCCAUCUCAUGGGGCACUCUGGCCGUACUGGCCCUGCACCUGGCAAGGCAGAUCCAUUUCCAGGCAUCACUGGUAGCAGGACCUCAGCCAGCUGAAAGCUGCUCUUGGCGCAGUCCCCUGUACCGCUUCCUCUCCUUUCCCUGGUGGCACCUGCACUCCUCACUGCGGAGGCAUGUUCUUCCCAGGCCUGAUUGCCCAGCUCCCGGGUACGCUGGCCUCCAGGAAUCGAGGCUGAGACAGGAAGAACCCUCAGUUCAGUCCCAGUGCCUUCCCUCAAACAGCUUGCCGAGAACUGGUCUCCAGAACCCACUCGAGGAAGAGCCCAGUGACUUUGGCUUCCUGCAUGCUAGCAGGGACUUCACAUCCAAGACAAAAGCAGCUGAGGCCCACCCCGCUGGUGAAAAGAAGGAACAAGACAAGUCCAAGGCCCUUCCCCUAGAGGAAGCUGUGGCUUCUAUCCAGCAGCUCUUCCAGCUCAGUGUCUCCAUCGCUUUCAACUUCCUGGGGACAGAGAGCAUGAAGAACGGGGACUACACAGCAGCUUUCUCCUACUUCCAGAAAGCUGCAGAUCGUGGCUACAGCAAAGCGCAGUACAACGUGGGCUUGUGUCACGAGCAUGGCAGAGGCACCCCCAGGGAUCUCAGCAAGGCAGUCCUCUUUUACCAUCAGGCUGCCAUCCAGGGCCAUAGCCUGGCUCAGUACCGUUAUGCAAAGUGCCUGCUGCAAAGCUCAGGCUCUUCCUGGGACCCUGAGCAGCAGAGGGCAAUGUCUAUACUGAAGCAGGCUGCAGACUCGGGCUUGAGAGAGGCCCAGGCUUUCCUUGGAGUGCUUUUCACCAAGGAGCCACACCUGGAUGAGCAGAGAGCUGUGAAGUACCUUUGGCUGGCAGCCAGCAAUGGGGAUGCUCAGAGCAGGUACCACUUGGGAAUUUGCUAUGAGAGGGGCCUUGGUGUGCAGAGGAACCUGGGAGAGGCUGUGAAGUGUUAUCAGCAGUCAGCAGCUGUGGGAAAUGAGCCUGCCCAGGAGAGGCUGCAGACCCUGUUUUCCAUGGAGGCAGCAGCCUCAGGGCCCAACCACCUGGCCAUGACAGGAUUGAAGUCUUUCUCCAGUCCCUCUCUCUGCAGCCUGAACACCCUGUUGGCAGGUGCCUCGGGCCUUCCUCACGCUUCAAGCACUGGGAACCUUGGCCUCUUCUGCAGAAGUGGCCAUCUUGGAGCCAGCCAUGGAGCCCCCAGCAGGGCUCUCCCCUCCUUGGAAAGGAGUCUUGUAAGACUGGGUUUUGGCUAAGACGGAAGGAGUUCCUUGCCUGAAUGCCUGCAUAUGUCUGCUUCGUGUGUUUCAGACUUCCACCUUAAAGAUGGACAUUGUGAGCUCUCAAAGAUAUCACAACUUGAGUCCCAAAGAAGAGGCCAAUUAGCUACUUCCCAGAAAUUUUGAGCACCUCUGCAGCACUGUAAAGAAGAGGAAUAUAUGUGAAGACCCAGGUUCUGGCUCUGCUACUGUCCCCGCUACUGGCCUAGCCAUGUCACCUGGAAGCAGUGACCCUAUUUGCUAACAUUGUUACCUUAUUGUAGACCAACAGCAACGGUGUGUGCUUUCCUACCUUACAGGAUGGAGGUGUGGGCAUUUCACCAAAGAAAGGACUUUACUGCUUGCUUAGGCCCCUAAAGGCAGGUUGAUACUCACAGUUCCAUGGCCUUAUAAAUCACCAGGCCUUGAUGAGGACCAAAGCUGGCCUCCUUACUCCAGCCCAGGUUUUUGGUCUAUGAGUUCACAUUGCAAUGUUAUGUGAAAGGAUUAUCAUUGCCCUGCUGAUGUAGGAGUGCCAAUAGAGAUUGGGUACCUGGAGUCUUGGAUCCAGUGGAGAUCAUGAGCCCUUUUAGGGAAAGGUGAGCUGGGAAUAUACAAGUGUUUAAUAAAACAGAUGGUGGAUUAUCUUGUCA
Molecule: messenger RNA, 2327 nt
Organism: Nannospalax galili (Upper Galilee mountains blind mole rat)
Lineage: Eukaryota; Metazoa; Chordata; Mammalia; Rodentia; Spalacidae
Gene: Dele1
Product: DAP3 binding cell death enhancer 1
Exons: 13
Coding region: 133-1671 (512 amino acids)
Molecular function (GO): protein binding
Source: RefSeq, a predicted model, not a curated record